AUGCCUUGCCGAAGAGGAGAGUUUUGCUUCUCUCCGAAGGUUUUCCUGUCUCUUCCAGGUGGGCCAAACAGGUUUUGCCUAGCACAUGGUCUUAUCUCAUCUGGACCAUCGGGGAACUCUGCAGGUGCUGGCUCUAACUUAGGGGCUGAUCCCUUGGAUAUGUGGUUCGGUUCGGAAAUCCAAAUUGACAAUCUUGACAUAAAUGACAGCAAAAACCAUUUGAAUUUUUUUUUGUGGAAAAAAAUAUACUAUUACAAAAACCUUGUAAAAAAAGGGCUGAAAAAAAUCAUAUAA
This is a messenger RNA of Blepharisma stoltei, 294 nucleotides long. The record is from the annotation of a GenBank genome assembly. NCBI's taxonomy places the organism in Eukaryota, Ciliophora, Heterotrichea, Heterotrichida, Blepharismidae.